GGCAGCCCCUCUGGCUCCAGAGAGGGACCAGCACACAAAGUUCUUUAGCUUGGAACAAAAUGAAGUUCCCUUUUGGUUGCUGACCGCUACUGCCCCUGCCCUGCACACUCGGACUCCAGCCUGUCCAAACAAUCCGGGUCCAGUGGGGCCCCGGCAUUCCUAGAGCCUCCGCCUCAAACCCUUUGGGGGCUGGGAAGGCUGCGGGCAGGUCAGCCUCGGGUUCUGCCAGAAAUCACAGCACAAAGAGGUCCCCCUCUGGGCUAAGGCUGGGCGGUGGGGGGUCGCCUUCUGCAGGGGUCCCCGGGGAGCCUGGGAGGGGCCCGGGAGUCUGAGGCCAGAGAUCCCGCCGAUCCUUUCAGCCUCUGGGGCGACCGUGCUCCUCCGCCUCUCCUUCCUCCUCUGCCCGGCCGGCUUCCUCAGGAAGAUCCGCAGGAAAUAGGCGGGAGGCGCUGCUGCGCGGAGGGUCGCGGCCGCCCGACUUCUCCCAGCCGGGCCCCGGGACGAUGGAGCGCCGCUGGGCUCUGCUGUUGCUGUGGCUCGGCCUGCCGGGUCCUGGGCGCGGCUCCCCGGAGCUGGAGCCCGGGGGAAGGCACGUGUGCCCGGCGGAAGAUAGUCUGCCGCCCGCCCUCGUCUGCUGCCCGGGAUGGGAGCAAGUGGGGCCCGAGUGCCCCCUCGCCCUCUGCUUGGGCGCCGAGGCCUGCCAGGAGCGGGAGGUCUGCGUUCGCCCGUCGGUCUGCCGCUGCCGGCCGGGCUUCUUCGGGGCCAACUGUAGCGCCCGGUGCCCGGAGCAGUUCUGGGGCCCAGACUGCAAGCAGAACUGCCGCUGCCAUCCCCACGGCCAGUGCCAUCCAGCCAGUGGAGAGUGCAGCUGCCACCCGGGCUGGUGGGGGCUGCUCUGCCAGUCGGCCUGCCUGUGUGGGAAGCGAGGCCGCUGCCACCCUGUCACAGGCACCUGCCGGUGUGAUCCAGGCUGGUGGGCCCCUGACUGUCGGAGACAGUGCCAGUGCAAUCUCUCAGGCUCCCACUGUGAUCCGGCCACUGGCCGCUGCCUCUGUCAUCGGGGCUGGUGGGGCAGGAGAUGCGCCUCUCUCUGCAGCUGCCACGGAUCGCCUUGUGCCCAGGAAUCUGGGCGAUGCGAAUGCACGGAAGGGUGGUGGGGGCCGGCCUGCCAGCACCUGUGCCAGUGUGCGCACGGCCUGUGCGCACCUCAGGAUGGACGCUGCACCUGUGAUGCUGGCUACAGAGGCCCCAGCUGCACAGAGCCCUGCCAGGGGGGGACUUACGGACCCCAGUGUGCCCACAGCUGCGGCCACUGCAGGAACCAACAGCCCUGCUCCCCCGUGGAGGGGGCCUGCCUGGCCUGUGACCCUGGCUGGAAUGGGACCCACUGCCGGCAGCCGUGCUCUCUGGGGCUGUAUGGAGAGAACUGCACGCAGCCGUGUCCCCGCCACUGUCGCCAGGGAGAGACUUGCCAUCCACAAACAGGACGAUGCCAGAACUGUGAGGCUGGAUUCGUGGGGGCCAGGUGCGAGGCCCCCUGUCCCCUUAGCUUCUUUGGAGAGGCCUGCCAGUCCCCUUGCCCCGACUGCUUCCACGGGAGCUGUGAUCCUGCCUCCGGGACCUGCCUCUGCCAGCCUGGCUACUGGGGCUCCAGCUGCAACCAGACCUGCCCGGAAGCCUUCCAUGGCCCCAAUUGCUCCGCAGCCUGUCCCUGUACAGGGGGACCGUGCCACCCCCUCACUGGGGACUGCCAGCAGGGAGUCCAAGGCCGGGGGGCCCUCCUGGCAGGCAUCCUGGGCCCCCUCCUGCUCCUGAUCCUGCUGGGCUGCUGCUGCUGGUCCCACGGCCUCCAUGGGGCAGCCUCGGUGGAUGGGGUGCCAGGGGCCGAGCGGGAUCGCCUCCCUCCAGCGAAGCAUCGCCUGAUGGCCCUGUUGCCCAGCAUCCCUUCCAGCUUUCCCUGCUUCUCACGAGGGGGCUCCAAGCUUCCACGGGUGACAGUCACCCACCGAGACCCGGAGGCGCCCUUCAACCCCAGUUUCAUUGAACCAACAUCUGCUGCCUGGCCCUCGGACAGCUCCUUCUGCUCCUCCUCCUCCUCCUCCGAGGGAGUCAACAAAGAAAGGGGGGGCUGCCAAGGGCCGCAGUCUGCUCUCCCCCCCAGUGAAGCCUUGCCAGAGGGCAGCCUUCUCCCCGAGGCAACAACGGUGCACCCCUCACCCUUUGCCAUCCCUCGCACCUCCAGCAUCGCCAAGGGCAAGCGGCCCUCCGUCUCCUUUGCAGAAGGGACCCACUUUGGCCCUCAGAGCCUCAGGGCCCCCCCAGAGGCCCUCAACCCUGCCCAGAAGCCAACGGCCUCUGAAAGCUCAGUCCAAGGUGCUCCUCCUCUGCAGGGGGCCUCAUGCCACUCCCUGGGCAGAAGCUGCUACGAGAACAUGGCACCAACUCCCUGGGAGGACAGUGGCUGGGCCUCUGCAGGCCACCAUCCCAGAGGUCACAGGAGCUGGGCUGGUGGCCCCCGGCCCCUGGCGCAGAGACCGGAGCCCCCAGAGGCAGCCGCUGUGGAAGCUUGCAUCCAUGAGCCCAGCAUCACCACCAUUUAUGUGACUGUGGGCCAAGUUGGAAGGGGCAACAAAGACCCUCGGCUGGCUGUCCCGCAGCAUUGGGGGAGUGGGCAGCAGGAGGCCACCUGGCCAAGGAGCCUAAAGAAGCUGCCGAGGAAGUUGGCCGCAGAGACGGGCCCUGGCAUGGCUGAAGUUCAAGACCUGCUGGCUCCUGACAAGAAGGUGGAAGGUGGAGGGACCAGUAGCAGCCUGGACCCAUGACUCCCCUGGAGGGCUCAGCUAGGGGAGUAAACGUGCCCUGCCUCUGGGUUUGCCCCAGGAGCCCAGCUGUGUCCAGCAUCUUCCCACAAACAAGGGAGGAGCGAAGCUUCAAGGGGUCCUGCGUGGAGGAGGCCAAUUCUGCCGGGCCCCAGAAGGGAUUGGGCCCCUAACCUUCAAUCUUUUUGGAGGCUGCCCUCACCACUGGAAACACUUGAACCCGGAGCCUGACGCCCUAUGGAGCCCUUCCUUUCCCUUCUGCUCAGAAAAGAGUCUUUGGCAACAGUCUGGCAUCCGGAUAGAUGCUUCUUUGGGCAUCUCUCAGUCACUGCGUUGCACUGAUCAGACAACUGGCCUGGAACUGCGGGCACCUGCCUCCCCUGCUGCCCACAGCUGGGCUCUUUUGCCCGUGGGCACCCAGCCUUGGAAGGAUCUGGGGAAGGAACUGCCAGUGGUGGCCAGCAGGGGGCGGUUGCCUCUUGCUGGUCUGUGGCAGCCAACGGUGGUUUAUGGUUAACUAAACCGUGGUUUAUAAUUUAUGGCUCACUAAAUGUUGGAUUACU
Messenger RNA from Crotalus tigris (Tiger rattlesnake), 3382 nucleotides. It is a transcript of the gene SCARF1, whose product is annotated as scavenger receptor class F member 1. Gene Ontology annotation, molecular function: scavenger receptor activity. The record is from RefSeq and is a predicted model, not a curated record. The transcript has 11 exons. Bases 504 to 2822 code for a protein of 772 amino acids. NCBI's taxonomy places the organism in Eukaryota, Metazoa, Chordata, Lepidosauria, Squamata, Viperidae.